Molecule: messenger RNA, 633 nt
Organism: Manduca sexta (tobacco hornworm)
Lineage: Eukaryota; Metazoa; Arthropoda; Insecta; Lepidoptera; Sphingidae
Exons: 1
Coding region: 19-621 (200 amino acids)
Biological process (GO): sensory perception of smell
Cellular component (GO): membrane
Molecular function (GO): odorant binding; olfactory receptor activity
Source: RefSeq, a predicted model, not a curated record
GCAUUGUAGACGCCAAACAUGGCCGAAACUUUUUUAGACAAAUCGUUGUCGAAAGUUCACAUUAUGUUUCGAUGCAGUGGCACCAACAUUUCCAUUGGUGAAGCUGCCCCAACUAACACUAAAAGGAACCGUUGCGUUUAUGGUUUUAACUUCAUUUGGCAAAACACUGAUCUUAUUGGAGCCAUUUCCUGGUUUUUAGAAGGCAUAAUAAGUGGUAAAAGUUUCACUGAAUUAACUUAUAUCGCACCAUGUAUCAUUCUAAGUAUUCUAAGUGUUAUAAAGUCGAUAUCCAUCAUCAUCUAUGAGAAGAAAGUGUACCAACUUAUGCAAAACUUGAGAAUAAUGGAAGCACAUGAAAGGAAUCGAGAGAAUACUACAGAAAAAGAAAAGAUAAUAAAGAAAGGAGUAAAUUUCUUAAAUCUAGUAAUCAAUGGGUUGUAUGUUUUUAAUAUACUUUUGUUAGCGUGCUUUGCAUUAAAUCCACUUGCACUGAUGAUAUUGAAUUAUAUGAAGACGAACGAGAUAGAGUUUCUGUUGCCAUUCCUUAUUACGUACCCGUUCGAUCCUUACAACAUCAAGGUUUGGCCAAUAGUGUACGUACGGCAGAUAUGGACAGGUUAGUUGAAGUCAGGU